Molecule: messenger RNA, 384 nt
Organism: Cricetulus griseus (Chinese hamster)
Lineage: Eukaryota; Metazoa; Chordata; Mammalia; Rodentia; Cricetidae
Source: RefSeq, a predicted model, not a curated record
AUGAACUUCUCCGGCAAGUACCAACUGCAGAGCCAAGAGAACUUUGAGCCCUUCAUGAAGGCAAUGGGUCUGCCUGAUGACCUCAUCCAGAAGGGGAGGGACAUCAAGGGGAUCUCAGAAAUCGAGCACAACGGGAAGCAUGUCAAACUCACCCUCACCUAUGGGCCCAAAGUGGUCAAGAACGAGUUCACCUUGGGGGAGGAAUGCGAGCUGGAGACCAUGACUGGGGAAAAGGUCAAGGCAGUGGUUAAGAUGGAAGGAGACAAUAAAAUGGUGACAAGUUUCAAAGGCAUGACGUCGGUGACUGAACUCAACGGCGACACCAUCACCAAUACCAUGACACUGGGCGACAUUGUCUACAAGAGAGUCAGCAAGAGAAUUUAG